AGAGGUAGAGGCAGCAAGAGGGAGAGAGACAAGAGAGGGGGAAUCCAGGUCAGCUGAGCAGCGUGGGGUGCAAGUCUGAUGGGCAGCCUCUCCAUGCGGACGGUAACUUUUUACCUCACUGUUGCAGAGAAAUCUUUUUCUUUUCUGCUGGACAUGGUAGCCUGUGGCAAACACGAUUUUUUUUCGGGAAACAACUAAAAACUGGGUCGUUUGUUGAUACCUUCUACCGUUCUCGGAGCUCUCUCUGCUGCGCGCGCCUCCAGAUGUUUCGCGUCUCGCGAGGGAAUUCAUUGGUCUUUUAAAAAGGGGCGAACGCGCUGUGUGUGACAUGUAUGCCUUCACUCCCACACAGCUACCCGCUCAACCAUAACUGACUGUCAUGGAACUCAUUUAGCUUACUUCUGACAACAACUGCGAGGGAAGGCAGAAGAGAAAUAAAGGAAGCGGCGGCAGAAGAUAUUUGUUGGAUGUUCGUUAGCGGUGCCCAUUGAAACAGGCGGUUGAAGAAUGGAGUUGGCUCUGUUCCUGCCGCUGCUCUUUGUCAGGAUGAGUUUGUUUGCACUCUGGAAUGCGAGCCCCUCGCGACAGACCCUGCGCGAGGACUACAACAGUGAGAAUGUAAUUGACCUGCUGGAGGGGCUGAACGUGACUCGCGGUGGCGUCAAGGGCGUGUCCAAGGUGAAAGGUCAGGAGGCGGGGCUGGUGGCGUGGCGUUUCCGCUCCCGCACCCCACACCUGGUCUUACCGCGCGAACACACCCUGUACCUCCUGAGCUCCGCCCACGGCUCAUUGGGCUUGCACCUCAUUGGCCAACAGGCCCGCCAGUCGACUGCAACGCUCCUGUCGAUGAUGUCACGUGGUCAGCUGCUUCUGCGCCUCAUCUCCUGCACGCGAACAGACACUCUGCGACUCGAGUAUCCCAAAGAGCACCAGAAGCGCUCAUCCUCGGACGCGCCCGGCAUACACUCUGUAACGCUGCCCGGCGGCUCACCCUUCACCAGGGGAGGCUGGGUGCAGAUGGCCCUGGGUCUGGAGCCCAAGAGGGUGACCCUGUACACCAGCUGCUCACAGGAAGUGGUGGUGGAGCUGUCGCAGCCCGGUGAGGUCAUCAACCUGCGACUGCCUGUUGACCUGCAGGUGGUCUUCGCCAGCGAGCCGGAGGACGCCAACAGUAAAUUCAGUGGCUCCUGGCAGACGGCAGAGAUCUCCACUCGUGUGUAUCAGAGGCGUCCGUGGUCGUGUCCUAAUAUCACAGAACCUCUCCCUCCUCCCACUGUAAGAAGCGAGACCCCACAGACUUCCUCUCCCCCCAUGCUCUUGGACGACAGAGUGGGUGUGGCUAAUGACCAGCCGCAACGAGUGGUGCUGGGGGCCCCGGCCCGCAAAGGCCAGUCUCCGACGCUCACCCCUGCGGAGGUACCCUCCAACGCACACAGCAGCCACGGGGAGCGCAUCGGCAGGCUAGAGGAGCGCCUAGACGGGGUUCAGACCAUGCUGGACAUGCUCAAGAACCAGAACGUGGAGCUGACGGAGCGCGUGCGGUUCCUGGAGACGUGUGAGUGUGUGAGGCGCGUGUGUGUGUGGGAGGGGGUGGAGGUGGAGUCGGGCAAGACCUGGGAGACGGACACACACGCCACCUGCACCUGCACCAACGGAGAGGUGCACUGUAGCGCCGCCGUGAAGGAGUGUGUGUACGACGGCAAAUCCUACAAGACUGGUGAGGAGUUCAAGCCUGACUGCUGCGCCACAUGUGUGUGCCAGAAUGGCCAGAUGAAUUGCAUCAGGGAGACGUGUUUAACCCUCUCCUGUCGGGAGCAGUAUGUUCCAGAUGGAGAAUGCUGUCCUGUCUGCAAAUCAGGUUGUAGGUACGAGGAGCGCUGGUAUGAGAAUGGAGGGGUGUUUGUGUCGGAGGCCAACCCCUGUCUGAACUGCUCCUGCACCAAUAACCAGGUGAAGUGUGCCUCCAUCCAAUGUGAAGCCCCUCGCUGCCCAAACCCUUUCCAUCCCCCAGGAGAGUGCUGUCCAACCUGCACAGCCUGUGACCUGGAUGGCCGACCCUUCAACAACACUCCCAUCAUCAGCACUCUUGAUGGAUGCCAGACCUGUACUUGCCAGAAUGGAAUUGUGUCCUGCGAUGCGAUCCAGCGCUGCACCAAGCGGUGUGUUGACGAUGGCCUCUGCUGCCGACAUCAGCCUGGCCUGGUCCUUCUCGAUGGAGUGGCCUUCCCUGACCCGCGCGAUAGCUGCAGGCACUGCGUCUGCACUGAGGGCCAUGUGGUGUGUACAGGUGUGUCUUGUCCUCCGCUGGACUGCUCUCUGGUGGAAACAGUCGGAGGAGUCUGCUGCCCUCGCUGCAGAAGUUGUGUUUUGGAUGGCAUCUGGCAUGAGCAUGGUUCACAGUGGAGUCAUUCAAACGACCCCUGCAGUGUGUGCACUUGUCUGGAAGGGCAGGUUCACUGUGAAACGCAGGACUGCGGCCCACCCUGCCCCUACCCAUCCAGUCCCCGCCCUGGCACCUGCUGCCCCGUUUGCAAUGGCUGUGGUGUAAAUGGCCUGGACUUUUUAAAUGGUGAUCGUGUGCCAAAUGGGGAUCGCUGUGAAGAGUGUGUUUGUGUGAGUGGGGACCUACACUGCAAGCCUCUCCCCUGCCCUGCCACACCCUGCCCUCGUCCAAUCAAACGACCCGGAGAGUGUUGCCCACGUUGUGAGCAGUGUGAGUAUGAGUCUCAGGUGUAUGCUGAUGGCCAGAUCAUUCCCUCCAGAAGAGACCCCUGUGUUAGCUGCCGCUGCUCAGCAGGAGAGGUGCUAUGUGAUCGUCUAGACUCUCAAUGUCCUGAUGUUCGCUGCACUCAUCCAACUAAACCACAAGGACAGUGCUGUGCCUCCUGUGAGAUGUGUGAGUAUGAGCGGAGAGUGUAUGCAGACGGUAAAGUGUUCCGGCCACCAGGAAGUGGGCCUUGUGUAGAGUGCACCUGCAAGAGAGGAAGUGUGAGGUGUCACAAGGAGAGGUGUCCCCCUACGCCUUGCACUAACCCCAUCAGAGACCCACAACUAUGCUGCCCGGUGUGCAAAGUUUGUCUGCUGGACGGUGUGGAGCUGGAGGAGGGCUCGGAGUGGGAGGUGGAGUGCAACAGGUGUGUGUGUGAGGACGGAGAGGUGGUGUGUCGCUCCGCCCACUGCCCCCCUGUCACCUGCCAACACCCCUCCAAAACCAACGGUGAUUGCUGUGCCGCCUGUGACCGCUGUUCCUAUAAUAACCGCAUCUAUGAGAACGGACAGACAUUCACUGACCCCGACAACCCCUGCCAAAGGUGCUCUUGCCAGGAUGGAACAAUGCAGUGCUCAGGGAUUGAGUGUCCACAGCUCAAGUGUUCAAAUCCAUAUAAACCCCCAGGACAAUGCUGCGCACAGUGCCCAGACUGUAACUUUGAGAACCGUGUGUUUGUGAGCGGAGAGCAGUUCCCCAACCCUCUGCAGCCGUGUGAGGACUGUGUGUGUGUGGACGGCAGGGUGGAGUGUAACGCCCACCAGUGCCCCACGCCCAACUGCCAUCACCCACUGCCCGCCUCCUGCUGCCAGAACAACUGCAAUGGCUGCAGUUAUGCUGGUAAGGAGUAUCCCAAUGGAGCAGAGUUCCCCCACCCUACAGACAAAUGCAGACACUGCCACUGCAUUAAUGGGAAUGUGCAGUGUCUUAUGAAGAGGUGUCCAGCUGUGCAAUGCCUCGAGCCGCACAGAGUACCGGGAGAGUGCUGUCCCCAGUGCCCAGCGCCUCCUGCAAACUGUGUGUAUCUGGGCCACUCGUACCAGCACACCCAGCGCUUCUACCACCCCACCGACAGCUGUCAGUCAUGCUCCUGCUCCAAUGGCACGGUGAGCUGCGUGCGUAAGCCCUGCCCCCUGGCCAACUGCGUGCACCCCAUUCACCAGGACUGCUGCAGCACAUGUGACGGGUGUCUGUAUGAUGGACGAGAGCAUCCUAAUGGGGGUGUGUUUCCGGACCUGUCAGACCCGUGCGGGGUGUGCGUGUGUCGAGGCGGCACGGUCAAGUGUGAGAGGAAGCGCUGCCCCCUGAUCACCUGCCCCUUCCCCAUACAGAGAGAGUGCUGCCAGAGCUGCGAUGGAUGUCUGUAUGCUGGUGUGGAGUACCAGAGUGGCCAGGAGUUUGUGGACCCGGCCUCUCCGUGUGGCGUGUGCGUGUGUGUGAACGGCAGAGUCACCUGCAACCCCAAGCCCUGCUACAACCCCGGCUGCACACACCCCGUCACCGUGCCAGGACAGUGCUGCCCGGUCUGUGAUGGCUGUCUCUAUGACAACACUGUGUUGCUGAGUGGACAGGUGUUCCCAGAUGCCAGAAACCCCUGCUCCGAAUGCAGCUGCAGAGAAGGCACUGUGACGUGUUCAAGAAGGGCGUGUCCUACAGCCACCUGCCCCCAUCCUGUUCCUGGUCCAUGUGACUGUCCUGCGUGUGAAGAUUGCCACUUCCAGGGGGAGGUGUAUGUGGAUGGCCAGAGUUUCUCUGCCCCCAAAGCUAACUGUGAUGUCUGCACAUGCUCAAAAGGCCGUGUGACGUGCUCCACGCGAGGGUGUGCGAAGGUGACGUGUAGCCACCCGGCACUGGACGGCUGCUCCUGUGGCACGUGUGAUGGCUGCCUGUUCCACCAACGUUACUGUGGCAACGGAGAGCGCUUCCCCCACCCACAGGACCCCUGCCAACGCUGCACCUGCCUGAAUGGUGGUGUGACAUGCGCUCCGCCCACCUGUCCGUCGUUGACCUGUUCUCGGCCGGUGCGACCCCCUGGGGAGUGUUGUCCCGUCUGCACAGGUGUGUGUCAGCAUCUGGGACGAGUACAUGACAGCAGCACCACCUUCACACACCCCAACGACCGAUGCUCCACCUGCACAUGCAUAAACGAGGUGGUAACAUGUCAGAGGAAGACGUGUGCUAAGCAAUGCACCCACCCAGUGAGGACGCGAGACUGCUGCCCGGUGUGUGAGGGCUGUGUGUAUGACGGCCAGGAGUACACGCAUAAGCACACCUUCACACCUCGCGGCCGCCCCUGCGACAGGUGUGUGUGUGUGAGCGGGAGUGUGACCUGUAGCCCUCGCACCUGCCCCGUGCUCUCCUGCUCCAACCCACACACACCACCCGGGCAGUGCUGCCCUGAAUGCAGAGUGUGCUCGCAGAAUGGGGUGGAGUUCAUGGAGGGCCAGACAUGGAACCCCAAGAAUGACCCAUGCCAGAAGUGCACAUGUGCGCCCCUCAGUAACUGCACUGCCACCCUUAUUGGGAAUGAGGUUUUAGCUACAGAUGACCCCUGCUUCACAUGCCAGUGUAAGGACCUUACGUGGACGUGUAUCCAUCAGUCGUGUGUGCCCCUCACUUGCCCUCCGAAGGAGCAGUACACUCCCCCAGACUCCUGCUGUGCCGUCUGUGAUGAAUGUCUGAUUGAAGGAGGGAGAGAGAGAGUGUCAAAUGGACACAGCUGGACAGACAGCUCAAAUGAAUGUAUCACCUGCACCUGCAACCUGGGCUACAUCGAGUGUGAGAUAGAGGAGUGUGUCCCGCUGGUGUGUAAUGAUGGCUGGGUGACGGUCAAACCACCGGGGAAGUGCUGCCACGAGUGCCAAGACUCGGGCAGGUCGUGUGAGUACCAGGGCCAGGUGUAUGCCAGUAAUGAGCACUGGCAGGUGGAUGAGUGCACCAGCUGCACCUGUGUGUCAGGAGAAGUCCACUGCCAGACAGAGAGAUGCCCCCCGACCAACUGUGCUGCUGAUGAAACUCCAGCCCUCAUCCCAGGGAUGUGUUGUCCCCACUGCCUGCCUCGUCCGGCCACCUGCAUCGCCUUUGGGGACCCCCACUACCGCACCUUCGACGGCAGGAUGGUCAACUUCCAGGGCUCCUGCACCUACGUACUCACUGAGGACUGCCAUGGGGGAGACUUUAGCAUUCACGUCACUAAUGAUGCCCGUGGUCGCAAGGGUGUGUCCUGGACCAAGGAGGUGACCCUCUUCAUCGCUGACAUCGUCGUCACCCUACAGCAAAACUGGGUUGUCAUGGUUGACUCAAAGGUGGUUUCCCUACCCUACCUUAAGGAACCCUAUGUGUAUGUGGAACGCAAAACCAACACCAUUCUCUUGAACACCAACAUUGGGUUAAAGGUGCAGUGGAAUGGUCGCUCCCACCUGGAGGUGAGUGUUCCAGGGACGUAUAAGAAGCACACCUGUGGCCUGUGUGGAAACUUCAACAACUUCCCUCAAGAUGACCUGAGACUGCGGAACGGCCAGGUCACCUCAUCUGAAGCCGCCUUUGGCAACAACUGGAGGGUGGACAGUCUGAACGGCAGUGUGUGUGCGCUGGAGGCUGAGGAUGUGAACCCCUGUAAGUCUGCAGGCUACUCCGCCCGCAAGUCGGCCAACGCACGCUGCGCUGUCCUAAAGGGAUCCAUGUUUGAGCGCUGCCACAAGGUGGUUCUGCCGGAGAUGUUCUUCGCGGCGUGUGUGUACGACCUGUGUGCGUGCGGGGCCAACAGUGAGGAGUGCUUGUGUGAUGCGCUGGAGGCCUACGCUUCAGAGUGCAGAGAAGCUGGGGUCAUACUGCAGUGGAGGUCCACCUCACUCUGUGCGGUGGGCUGCCCGGUGGAUCGCGGGUUCGUGUUUGACGAGUGUGGUCCUCCGUGUGCGGUGACGUGCGUUACGCGUGACGUGCCACUGGGCGUGAUCGAGGCCCAGUGCUUCAAGCCCUGUGUGCCAGGCUGCCAGUGCCCCGCGGGCAGAGUACUCCACGACAACCACUGCAUACGGCCCACCAAGUGUCCCAACAUCAUACACAACACCACAUAACACACA
Messenger RNA from Engraulis encrasicolus (European anchovy), 6849 nucleotides. RefSeq names its product kielin cysteine rich BMP regulator (gene kcp). Lineage: Eukaryota; Metazoa; Chordata; Actinopteri; Clupeiformes; Engraulidae. Bases 508 to 6843 code for a protein of 2111 amino acids. Gene Ontology annotation, cellular component: extracellular region. Gene Ontology annotation, molecular function: protein binding. The record is from RefSeq and is a predicted model, not a curated record. The transcript is spliced from 47 exons.